Molecule: messenger RNA, 3271 nt
Organism: Menidia menidia (Atlantic silverside)
Lineage: Eukaryota; Metazoa; Chordata; Actinopteri; Atheriniformes; Atherinopsidae
Source: the annotation of a GenBank genome assembly
UCAGUGGCGCGCGGCAUAACCGUCCAAUGUUUUGAUUAGCUGCGUUGUACAUUUCAGGACUAACUAUGUACAAUGGUGACAUUAAUAGACGCUAAGUUAUAGGAACGAGAGCGUCAUUUUAUGCGUCUAGAAAGGGAGUUUAUUUCCUCUCUGUAUCUACGGUAAGAGACAAAUCACGUGUCUGUUUUCGCCAAAACAUACAUCGAACGUCCGUGUUUGCGAUGAAUGAGAAAUGAAUCCCCUUUCAUGACUCAGACUGACAGAGACAGACAGGCUAUGUGAGAUUCCUGUCGUUUGGGAAACGCUGACUCCCUCCGGUGUCUGACUUCAUCAUGUCCCAGACUAGCACUUCUCUCUUGGACGAAGUGGCGAAGUGGAGUCAGGAAACAUGCCGCCAGGAGCUAAAGUCUGUCCUCCCGAAGCUCACUUCUUUGCAUCACGAGUCAGACAGUUUGGAUGAUCACAUCCGUAUACUAAAGAUAAUUACAGAUAUGUUCCUCCCACAUAUUGGUUUAUCAGACCUGGAAGAUGAAUGCUUCUCUAAGAUCCUGCCAAAGGCUGUGGAGAUGUUUAAAGGCAUGAUAAAAGAGCUUGUAGAUCAAGUCGGAGGCCUUUCCAGUCAAAAUACAGAGAUAUGUGCAUUUCUGAGGAACAUUCUACAGGCAAUGAUGCAGAUCAUUGAUGCGUUGUCGACCUGCGUGCGCCAUGUCGGCUCAUUUGAAGAAGCUCCUGGGCUUUAUGGCAUCCGCUCUCUACCAGCUUGUAUCCUCCAAGUCCUGAGGGAAACGUUUCAGCAUUGUAAGGACAGUGAGGUGGUUUACAGUGGCCGUCUGUCCCUGGUGGCGGACCUGCUGCAGGGACUCUUCAAAGAGGCGUAUUCACUGCAAAAGAGCCUACUGGAGCUUCUGGACAGGAUCUCACUGGACAAAAGCUCUUCAGAGGAGGAGGUCUUGAACAUUGUUUCAGUGAUUCACAGUCUUCUGGAUAUCUGCUCUGUUAUCUCCAACCUGGACAUAGCACUGAAUGCAAACACAUGGAAGUUCCUCGUCAAGCAGAGCCUGAAGUACCAGUCGUUGGUUGAGGAACAUCUCCAUCAUGGUGACAUUAGCAGCAAGUUGUGUGACAACCUGCUGGCAUCUUUCCACCACUGUUUGGAUCUGGCCGAGCAGAUCAAGUCGACCGAUUUACAGGAGUCUAAUGAAAGGCCAGAAUACAAACUGUUUCAGAAGACUGCAAAGAUGUGCCGAUUUUUUGCCAACACUUUGGUUCAUUACAUAAAGGAAUUUAAAUUCUUUCUGACGAAGUGCUGCAGCAAUUUUCACAUGCUCUACCUCCAGAUAAUCAAUAAGUUCCCUCCCAGCUUGGAUGCCUCAUCCCUUCCCGUAGCUCUCGCUGGUGAGCUGAAUGCUGCAGCCCUGGUUCCGAUGGACGCCUUCCUGCUCCAGCUGUUGCCUUUACGAUCCUUUGCUGAGGUUGUCCUCCAGCAGGACAUGCGAUUGAGUCCUGAACAUGAGCUCCCCCACUGUCUCCUAUUGGUGAGCAUCAUGGGUCAUCUGGCCUGCCAGCCUGAAGAAGUCAUGCAGCUUUGGUAUACCGGUAGUGAGUUCAAAGAGGAGACACCCAGACUUCCCCUCUACCAAGCUAUCUUUAUGAGCUUCCGGCAAUGCUACACUGAGCGAAAGGCACCCGUGCUUUUGCCGGGGCUGAUGCUGAAGGGUCAGGCUCAGGUUAAGGUCAGCUUACAUCGCCACAUCUGUGAGCAGCUCUGCGCAAGCGUGGCUGUGCUCCCCCACGAGUACUUUUCUGUCCUGGAACGAUGCUUGGUUGAUAACAUUCUGCAGCCGGACACUCAAACAGUACUGCUGGCAACAGAUGUGUGGUCCUUCACAGCACGAUAUGGAACAGCAGAGCUUUGCCUACAACAUGUCCUCCUCAUUGCUCAGCUGGUGAAAUUAUGCCCCUCCGAGUGUUACCAGUUGUUUCAUUUGGGUUUACUGCUGAAACGCAUGGUUUUCCUUAUGACUCCAACCCACCAGACGGAGCUGGUGGCGCAUUUCCCACCGUCUGAGGUGGAGAACCACACAGUGUGGCGUCACAUCCUCCUCAGAGCACUCUCACAGGACACCCGCCACCGCGUAGAGGCGGAAAUUAUUCACCUCGCUCAAAAGGUCGUGGCUGACUGGCAGAACGGGCACAAGCUGGGACAAGUUGAGAAAGUGAAUGCCGUGCUGUCAUCUCUGCUGACGGUGGUUCAGGGACGAGAACUAUCGCCUUCGGAAGAACGGGGAACGCCGGCGGCGGUCAGAAUAGUCUCGCAGCUCUGGCUGAGAAUGAGUCCUGAUCAGUUGCAGACCCACGCCGUGCUCCAGUGUACUUUGCAGCUGCUCUUGUCAACAACAGCCAUGUUAGCGAGCAACAUCGAGCCACAAGUGAUUUGUCAGGCUCUGCAGUGCCUGGAUGCUAUGGUUUCUCAGAAGUGUGGGGAUCAGCUACUGCUCGCUGCUCUAGAGUUCCUCUCCUCUCUAGGGAAGAUCUUUUUCCCUACUGACAGCCAGAGCCAGAUUCUUCCAAGGCUGAGUGGCCUGUUUGCUGUCCUUUUAGCUGACAAAUCCUGGCUGCUACAUCAGCACGCCCUAGAGGCCUUUUCCUGUUUUGCAGAGAGCACAAACCACGAAGAAGUCAUUUCCCAGAGUUUAUGUGAGGAGAGAACGAAAACCAAAGUGGUCAAUUAUCUCAGCAAGAUUCCGAGCUCGCAAGGAGAUGCAGAGUCGUGUUUACAGAGGCUAAAACAAGAGAAAAUAGUCAUCGAGCAACACAGGAAUAAGCUGGAAAAAACAGAUACGGUUUCCAACGAAGUGGCUGCUGAAGACAAAGCUGUCACAGACUCAGAGCCAUGCCCGAAGAGAGCUCGGCAGGAGAACAGCUCAGAGGAGAUGUACAGCCGCUACAUCCAGACAGCCGAGAGUGCUCUGAAGGCCCUCCAGGCUCACGUGGAGGAUAAAGCCGACGGCGCCGAGCCCCCUCCGCCAUGGCUGGAAUCCAGGUUACAGGAGCUGCAGACCCUCAUAGGAUGCAUCAUUUCAGGCAGACACACCACAUAGCAGCUCCGGCCUAAGUUCUAGCCAAACAUUGUAUAGUCCCAGUACUGAAAACUUGUACUUAAAUCAGUUUAUACAUUAUUAUUAAACAGUUUUUUAUGCUGACAAUUAUCUCUAUUAUCUCUGACUAAGUGCUUAUUCAACAUAUCUGCAUACCAAUGGUUUUCUUUUCU